AUGGCGCAAAUCGUUGAGAAAGUUGUGAACGCUACUGUUGGCGAUGCCAAGACCCGCCAGAUGGAGAGCUUCACCCUGGACGAGAACUCCAAGACCCCCCUCACCACCUACUUUGGUGCUAAGAUCUCGGACACUGACCACGCCAUCAAGGCUGGCAACCGUGGCCCUACGAUCUUGAAUGAUCACCACAACCGCGAAAAGAUCUCCCACUUUGACCACGAGCGCAUCCCCGAGCGGGCCGUCCAUGCUCGUGGUGCCGGGGCGUUUGGAGAGUUCAAGCUUCACACUCCUCUGACCGGCCUCACCACCGCCAAGGUCCUCACCGACACCAGCAAGACUACACCGGCGUAUGUCCGGUUCUCGACCGUCGGUGGUAGUCGAGGGUCCGCCGAUACUGUUCGUGACCCCCGAGGGUUCGCUGUGCGUAUGUACACUGACGAGGGAAACUGGGACAUCGUCGGGAACAACAUGCCCGUCUUCUUUGUACAGGAGGCCAUCAAGUUCGUCGACCUCGUUCACGCUGUCAAGCCCGAGCCCCACAAUGAGAUUCCCCAAGCACAAACUGCACACGACAAUGCCUGGGACUUCAUGUCGCUCCAUGAGCAGACCACGCAUAUGCAGACCUGGAUCUUGUCUGACCGAGCCAUCCCCCGGUCCUUCCGGAUGAUGCAGGGCUUUGGAGUCCACACCUUCAAGCUGCUCGACGAGAACAACAAGUCCACUUUUGUCAAGUACCACUGGACCCCGCAUCUCGGUACCCACUCGCUGGUAUGGGAUGAGGCUCUCAAGCUCAACGGACAAGACCCGGACUUCCACCGUCGUGAUCUCUACGAUGCCAUCGAGGCCGGCGCCUACCCCAAGUGGGAGCUUGGUGUGCAGAUCAUCAAGGAGGAGGAUGAGCACAAGUUCGACUUUGACAUCCUCGACUCGACCAAGCUCAUCCCGGAGGACCUCGUCCCCGUCCAGAACAUCGGUACCCUCACCCUCAACCGCAACCCCACCGACUACUUCACCGAGGUCGAGCAGGUCGCUUUCUGCACGUCCCACAUUGUGCCGGGUCAGGAUCACUCCAACGACCCCCUCCUUGCCGGUCGCAACUUCAGUUACCUCGACACCCAAAUCUCGCGUCUCGGUGUCAACCACAACUUCCUCCCCGUCAACCGGCCAGUUUGCCCCUUCGCGACCAACCAGCGUGACGGUAAGGGCGCCUUCAAUUCGCGCAGGAACCGUACGGCCUACCACCCCAACAGACACGACGCGCUCCCCAUGUCUGCCCCGGAGGAGUCUUUGAGGCACCACGAGGAGAAGGUGGAGGGUAUUCAGACCAGGCUCAACGGACCCAAGUUCCAGGAAUACACCGACCAAGCUACCCUCUUCUACAACUCCAUGUCGGAGCCGGAGAAGGAGCACAUGCUUUCCGCCGCUCAGUUCGAGCUGUCCAAGUGCUCUGAGCACGAGGUCCACCAGGCCGCUAUCGACCGGUACAACCUCAUCGACCACGACUUUGCCGUCAAGGUUGCCGAGGUCUUCCCCCACAUCACCGUCAAGCCUGCCGUCAAGCCCAAUCACGGGCGCAAGUCUGCUUUCCUCAGUCAGGUUACCGGCAAGAAUCAGACCUUUACUGCCGAGGGUCGCAAGGUCGGUAUCUACCUUCUCCCCGGGUACGAGUUCGCCUCGGUCGCCGCCAUCCAGAAGGCCCUUCAGGCCGCCGGCGUCAUGGCCAAGAUCGUCUCCGCCCAGACCGGCGCCAUCAAGGGCUCGAACGGCCAGUCCCUCGACGCCGAGUUCAACUUCGAGAACUCUCGCUCGACCCACUUUGACGCCAUCAUAUUUGCGGGCGGCGCGGAUGCUUCAUACGCCAAGAAGCUCAAGACCGGCCGGCUCAUCCACGCUGCUCGGGAGGCAUUCAUGCACAAAAAGGCCAUCGGUGCGACCGGCAACACGGUCGAGUGGCUCGCGGACAUUGCGCUGCCAGGAGAGUUCUCGGCGGGUGUCAAGACAGGAGGGAUCUCGUUAGAGAAGGGUGUCCUGAUUGCGCCGGAGGUGGGGACGGGGGCUGAGUUCUCAAAGAGCUUCAUUGACGCGGUAGCGAAGCACAGGGUAUGGGAGCGGGAGGUGGAUCACAUUGCGGCUUGA
Molecule: messenger RNA, 2136 nt
Organism: Dioszegia hungarica
Lineage: Eukaryota; Fungi; Basidiomycota; Tremellomycetes; Tremellales; Bulleribasidiaceae
Product: catalase-like domain-containing protein
Exons: 10
Coding region: 1-2136 (711 amino acids)
Biological process (GO): response to oxidative stress; hydrogen peroxide catabolic process
Cellular component (GO): cytosol
Molecular function (GO): heme binding; catalase activity
Source: RefSeq, a predicted model, not a curated record